AUGUCACUUUUCAAAUUAUUUCAAAAAAACACCAAAAAUGUUAUUAAUCAUUACAAUAAUUUGCAGAUAACUGCUAUUUCUAGUCGGAAAUUAAGUAUAUUGCCUUCUAUCUAUGAUGGUGAACAAGAUCCCGGUCCUAAAUUCUUUUCUUCCGGUGUUCAAGCGCUCCUAAAACGUCUUACAAGACCAGAUUUUGCAAAAGUAUUUCGUAAAAGGACAAAUAGUAACCUUUCUGUACUCAGAACUCCAAAGUAUAAAUUCUUGACAGAUGAGGAAUUAAAAGCCGAGAUGUCUAAAGCAAAUCAGACUGCAGCUCGAUUGCUACAGAUGCCACCAGUUGUGAAGGUGCAUGAGCCAAUCAAUGAGGUUCUUUCUAAAGACCCAGCUUUAGUUGGAUAUGACACUUCAAAAUAUUUAUUCACAGACAUAACUUUUGGAGUCCCAAAUGAGCACAGACUUAUUGUUGAGAGAAAUCCCGAUGGUACAUUGCAAAAUUGUGAUCAUGAUACAAGGAAAAGACUUAACCAGAUAUACUUUCCCAUGCAGGGUCGCAAAGUGAGGGAACCAAUUAUGUUUGCCGAUGAAGAAAAAUUCAAUGGCUUACUGGAAGCAGAGAAAUACGAGUAUAUUCUAGACAGAGCAUGUAUACAGUAUGAACCCGAUGAACCAAAUUACCAGAAAAUAACAAGUAUUACCUAUCAGCAUGUUGAUAUGAAAACCAACUUCAAUUUAUUGAGAUCUACGAGACACUUUGGCCCCCUAGUAUUCUAUCUAACCUGGCAUCAAUCCAUGGACAACCUUAUGUUGGAACUCUUACAGUCUGGUAUUGUUCGAGAGGCUGUUCUUUUAAUGGGGCUAAGGCAUGCUAUUCACGAGGACAUUACUAAUGCCGAUGAAGUCAAUGUCCUGGUGCCGCAAAUUCUACCUACACCAGUACAGUUGACAAAGCCCGAAACUUUGUCGGAAGAAGAUAUUCAAAUGGAUAAUAAAUGCGUGGACUGCAUUGCGAAGUAUAUCACGAAUAAUUCUGCUAUGAAGAGUCAGCAAGAACUAGCUUUACAGGGCUUUAGAGAAGAUUAUCAGCAAUUAGUAGAUCUAAGUCGCGGCUUGAAGAAAGCGCACGGAAACGCCUAA
Messenger RNA from Parnassius mnemosyne (clouded apollo), 1134 nucleotides. NCBI's taxonomy places the organism in Eukaryota, Metazoa, Arthropoda, Insecta, Lepidoptera, Papilionidae. The record is from the annotation of a GenBank genome assembly.